AUGCCAAAAAUGCCCAUUUUAUGCAUUGAAGUCAAAGAAGCGCGGCUGCAGGGAUUUAGCAGUUCUGUCGCUGUACUUGUGGCACUGGACGUCAAUGGGGCGAAAUCUUUUACGCGAACGCUAACGGGCUGCAACCCCAUAUGGAACGAGGAGUUUUCGUAUGAACUCGACAGUGUGGAUGGGGGUGUACUUCUAGAGGUUCAGCUUAAGGGAUUUCUUCGCCGCCAAACCAUCGGAGCUUUCUACGUUCCUAUUAAGAAGGUUCGACAGGGUGCUGCAGCGGUGAGUGGUGACUGUCGUGGAAUUUCCCCCAAACUGCCUAAUCUGAUCCAAUGUGUUAAGGCGUUCCAACUGCGUCUCGAAUCCCAAACGCUAACAGGAACGGCGACAUUGGACAAAUUGAUGGAUAUGCAGGAUUUUAUGAACACCUUUAAUAGAAAAUUAAAUGAUGAGGAGUAUAAAUGA
Echinococcus granulosus is the source of this 465-nucleotide messenger RNA. Its product is annotated as Phorbol ester/diacylglycerol-binding protein unc-13. Bases 1 to 465 code for a protein of 154 amino acids. The record is from RefSeq and is a predicted model, not a curated record. The transcript is spliced from 5 exons. NCBI's taxonomy places the organism in Eukaryota, Metazoa, Platyhelminthes, Cestoda, Cyclophyllidea, Taeniidae.